AUGCGGACUCGCAGUGGAGUUUUACCCUCAGUGGCUUUCUUCACCCUGUUUCUUCUGUCAGUGCAGACUUUCCCCAACAGAAAGCAGAAGAUCACUGAAGCCAGAUCCAGGAGCAACGCAGCACUCACGGCUGGUGGUCAGACUCGUUCUGUGGACGUCAGACGGACCCUGGAUGAUCUCCAGCAGCAAAACCAGCUGAGCGGAAACAGGUCACCUCCACGCCGCCACAAGCGGAGAUGGCAGCAGCUCCACUCGGAGGGAGUUCUGCCCAAACCUGCUCCCGAAGAAGAGGAGCCAUUCAUCUUGGAUCUGAAGAACUUUCCAGAUCUCGCCAAUGCAGACCUGGGCUCGCAGAAUCCAAACAUUCAGGUGACCAUUGAGGUUGUAGACGAUCCCCUGAUGGAGGUAGAAAUGGACCUGGCUAAAGAGGGCAGAAACGACUGGCCCCUGAACUCGGAGGAAUGGCUGGAUCAUAAAAAGAUUUUCUGGCCUCUGUUCUGGGAGUACCACGAUUCGAGCGAGGAGAGUCCAGGCCAGGCCAGUCUGGAGGAGAACGGCGAUGACCUCAACUACGGUGGAGAGGACUCGCUGCUGAGCGGAGUGGGGGUGGACUGGGGUAAUCUAGGGAAGGACUGGGACUCAAUGGAGAAUUAUGAGUACGAAGAGGAGGAAUGGAGCGACUGGUCUCCAUGCAGUGCCACCUGCGCCCAUGGCACUCAGAAGAGGGUUCGAUCAUGUGGUUAUGCCUGCACUGCCACCGAGUCGCGGACCUGUGAACUGCAGCACUGUCCAGAUGACUUAAAUGCAGUGACUGAGCUGAUUCCUCACGAGAUGAUGAACAACACUGAUGCCUUUGAUACAGAUGUGGACAGCUGUGAAAAGUGGCUCAACUGCAAGAACGACUUCCUGCAAAAGUAUCUAAAUCAGGUUCUGACCGAACUGCCCAGCUGCCCCUGCGCCUACCCGUCCGAGGCGGUCUACAGCGCCAUCAACAUCUUCGAUGAGAGGCUACGUAAGACCUACAGGUGGCGAGAUGCCAGCGGCCCAAAAGAGCGCCUCGACAUCUACAAGCCGUCUGCGAGGUUUUGCGUGCGCUCCAUGCUAGCGUUCGACAGCACCACGCUAGCGGCUCAGCACUGCUGCUACGACGAUAACAUGAAGCUAAUCACGCGGGGGAAAGGAGCCGGAGCGCCGAACCUCAUCAGCACAGAGUUUUCACCGGAGCUGCACUACAAAGUGGACGUGCUGCCGUGGAUCCUGUGUAAAGGAGACUGGAGCCGCUUCCAUUCUGUGCGGCCGCCCAAUAACGGGCUGAAGUGCACGGAGAACCCGCAGGAGGACGUCUAUAUAAACGAGCUGGAGGAGGCCAGAGAAUAUUAA
Molecule: messenger RNA, 1380 nt
Organism: Trichomycterus rosablanca
Lineage: Eukaryota; Metazoa; Chordata; Actinopteri; Siluriformes; Trichomycteridae
Gene: ism2a
Product: isthmin 2a
Exons: 6
Coding region: 1-1380 (459 amino acids)
Source: RefSeq, a predicted model, not a curated record